This is a messenger RNA of Emericellopsis cladophorae, 462 nucleotides long. RefSeq names its product D-tyrosyl-tRNA(Tyr) deacylase-like protein. Gene Ontology annotation, molecular function: D-tyrosyl-tRNA(Tyr) deacylase activity. NCBI's taxonomy places the organism in Eukaryota, Fungi, Ascomycota, Sordariomycetes, Hypocreales, Bionectriaceae. The transcript is spliced from 5 exons. Gene Ontology annotation, cellular component: cytoplasm. Gene Ontology annotation, biological process: tRNA metabolic process. The record is from RefSeq and is a predicted model, not a curated record. The coding region runs from base 1 to 462 and encodes 153 amino acids.
AUGAAGGCCAUAAUUCAGCGGGUCCUCUCAGCAUCUGUCACCGUCGACAAGGAGGUGGUGUCGUCCAUCGGCAAAGGGAUCCUGGUAUUUGCCGCGGUGGGCCCCAAUGACACCGAGAAGGAGAUGAACGCCAUUGCGGCCAAAGUUACAAAAAUGAGGUUAUGGGACGACGAGAAUGGCGCCACGUGGAAGCAAUCCGUCAAAGACAUAGGAGGCGAGAUCCUGUGCGUGUCACAAUUCACACUCCUCGCGCGCACAAAGAAGGGUACCAAGCCUGAUUUUCAUGGGGCCGCCAAUCCGGAAGACGCGAAGCGGUUAUACGACCACUUUGUCGGCGCUGUGAGGAAGGAAUACGAGUCCGACCGGGUCAAAGACGGAGUGUUCCAGGCAAUGAUGGAGGUCGCCUUGGUGAAUGAUGGUCCGGUCACGCUAGAGCUGCAAUCCGGCGAGAAAAUAGAAUAA